Messenger RNA from Fomitiporia mediterranea MF3/22, 876 nucleotides. RefSeq names its product NAD-binding protein. Gene Ontology annotation, cellular component: intracellular anatomical structure. The transcript has 12 exons. The coding region runs from base 1 to 876 and encodes 291 amino acids. The record is from RefSeq and is a predicted model, not a curated record. NCBI's taxonomy places the organism in Eukaryota, Fungi, Basidiomycota, Agaricomycetes, Hymenochaetales, Hymenochaetaceae. Gene Ontology annotation, molecular function: oxidoreductase activity, acting on NAD(P)H, oxygen as acceptor.
AUGUCUGUUCCUGCCCACAAGCAAGUGCAGAAGGAGUCAAAGGACCGUGAAAGCCCUCAGAGUUCGCGUAAAGUAGCACUGUCAGACCGAUUCUCCAUGAAGAAUAAGGUGUGUCUUGUCACCGGUGCGGCUAGGGGCCUUGGUUACGAGUUUUGUCGGGCGUUCAUUGAGAUGGGAUGCACGUCACUGGCUGUCCUUGACAUGCAAGAGCGUGCAGCACAGGAGGCAGCGGCGGAACUGGUAGAAUCUUCUAAACGCCACUGGGGCAUAGAGAACGUUGACGCCGUCGGUUUUGGUUGCAACGUCGCUUCGGAGCGUUCAGUAGAAGACACGUUCAAAAACGUAGUGGCACAUUUCAAGAAGAUUGAUGCUGUCGUAGCUUCAGCAGGCAUCGUGGAGAAUUAUUCUGCUCUUGAAUACCCAUCGGACCGCGCAAAGCUUCUGUUUGACGUGAAUUACCAUGGUGCAUUCUUUACCGCCCGCGAAUCCGCAAAAUAUAUGAUACCAAAUGGCGGAGGCUCAAUUGUACUCAUUGCGAGUAUGAGUGCUGAUAUCGUGAAUGUUCCUCAGCCACAAGCACCUUAUAAUGCUUCGAAAGCAGCCGUAAAGCAAUUGGCAUCCAGCUUGGCUGUUGAGUGGGCACGGAAGAACGUACGAGUGAAUGCACUGAGCCCUGGUUACAUGCAAACUCGUCUGACACGUAAGGUGCUAGAACAGGACGAUGAAGUCAACCGUAAAUGGAAGUCUAUGACACCAAUGGGUCGACUCGGUGAACCAGAUGAUCUGGACGGCGCAGUAGUAUUUUUGAGUAGCGACGCUGCACGCUUCAUUACUGGAGCAGAACUCCUUGUCGAUGGAGGCUACUCUGUUAUCUGA